AUGCCUUGCGAUAAAGCUUCCGUUUUAUCAACUUUUGCUGUUAAAUUGGGUGUAGGAGUUUGUGGAAUUGGAAUUUCUGGGGUUGUUAAUUUAGUGGAAGAAAUAGUACUGGUUUGGGUCGAUGUGGUUGUUAAUUUAGUGGUUGGAAUACUAGUUUUGGGCGAAAAUGUUGUUUUGAUUGUGGGGUUUUUAGUGGUUUGGGAACGAUUAUUUUUAACAAGUUUACCGUUGGUACAUUGCCUUUUGAGAAUAUAAUUUA
This is a messenger RNA of Meloidogyne enterolobii, 259 nucleotides long. NCBI's taxonomy places the organism in Eukaryota, Metazoa, Nematoda, Chromadorea, Rhabditida, Meloidogynidae. The record is from the annotation of a GenBank genome assembly.